AUGGCUCGUGGACAACAGAAGAUUCAGUCUCAGCAGAAAAAUGCCAAAAAACAAGCUGGACAGAAAGCUGCUGCUGCGGCUGCCUUGAUAUAGACCUGAACUUCCUGUAGGACACAGAUGCUGGACACCAAGACUUUCAAACAGCACUUUGAGAACAAACAUCCAAAGACUCCAUUUCCUCCAGAAUUGGCUGAUGUUUAG
This is a messenger RNA of Trichosurus vulpecula (common brushtail), 201 nucleotides long. RefSeq names its product zinc finger protein 706-like. The record is from RefSeq and is a predicted model, not a curated record. Lineage: Eukaryota; Metazoa; Chordata; Mammalia; Diprotodontia; Phalangeridae. The transcript has a single exon.